AUGAAAGAAACAGCGAAGAGUUUGAGAAAGCCAUCGCAAAAUGAAGGGAAAAGUUCAUCAAUUAGACAGUCUAUCCAAAAAUUUCACUAUCUAUCUAACACCUUUCCCAUUCCAGCGGAGAGUUAUGAUCAAUCAGAAACGCCCGAUAUUUUUGUUAUUAAGAGCGUCUCUAGUCACCUUGAUACAAUCACAAAAAUGAAUGGUUUAAUGAGGAAUACUCCUGAACGUACAUGGACAGCUCAUGUAUUAGCUUAUCUUUUUUUUGUCACAUUUUGUUUUAUUGAUUCGUUGCAGUAUUUCUCAUGUGAACGAGAUAUUUCUACCAUGAUCGAUGCUCAAAAUAAUGGGUAUAAAGCUGAUGGUGUCUUGGAGCUUUUUGAGCGACCAAGGCAAAUUCCUUUAUUUUUGCUUGAGGUGUCGGAAGGUCCCAAUAAUCCAGACCCAGAUAAAAUUAGUGGAGAUAGAAAAAAGUUGAUGAACGAGGGUGUUUUUGCUCUUAAUAAGUUUAUGAUGAGCACCGAGUUACCGGAAUUUAAAGUGUGUGAAACGUUGGGUGUCUUCCUGGCUCAGGGAUUUGCCGAUAAAGUUGAGAUUGGACAAAUAAUAUUCAUUGGGCCCGGCUUGUACUUUUUUUCGCC
Molecule: messenger RNA, 638 nt
Organism: Funneliformis mosseae
Lineage: Eukaryota; Fungi; Glomeromycota; Glomeromycetes; Glomerales; Glomeraceae
Source: the annotation of a GenBank genome assembly